Molecule: messenger RNA, 2034 nt
Organism: Leishmania major strain Friedlin
Lineage: Eukaryota; Euglenozoa; Kinetoplastea; Trypanosomatida; Trypanosomatidae
Exons: 1
Coding region: 1-2034 (677 amino acids)
Cellular component (GO): nucleus
Source: RefSeq, a predicted model, not a curated record
AUGCCGAAGCGUCACCGUCAGCCGGAGCCGAUCGACAUCGAAAGCACGUCCCGUGACCGGAGCAACCACGAGUGCUACGACAAGAGGCGGCGUAACAGUGAUGCGAUCUUGAAGAGCUCGACGGCUCUUCGAGCUUCCUCGGCUGCCGCCACCUCCACUGCCUCUGGAACUGAGCGCGCCGAUUCCGUUUACUCCCCAGGUGAGAUAGAGCUGGCCGAGAAGAUCCGCAAGAAAGCCAAGGACUUCCCCGCCACGCCCGAGUCACUGGUGCGACAUCGCCGGCAACUGGAGGCGCACGCCAAGCGACGUCGCAUCUCGUUCGACAAGGACGGCCAACCUGUCGGCGAUGACAACGUCUCGGGAGAGGCGGCACUGGGCUCGCAGCAAAGGCGCCCUGUGCUGAUGCCGGGUAAGGUCUCUUUUCCAUCUCUUCCAGGCCGAGCUUCUUCGGCUGCAUCGAAAGGCCUCGAUCUCGCCAGCCACGACGAAGAGGAAGAUGAUGAUGACGACAUCGACUUCAGCUCCAACGACUACGUUGGAGAUGACGGUAACCAACCUAGCAGCGAUGACUAUGCGCUCGGCGGCGGAAGCGAGGGCGACAGCGCUGCGGAGGAAGAAGAGGCGGAGCUGCGCCAGCUACGGAAGUCGGUUGCUGCUGCUGCUGCCCAGCGACGCCAGAAGAUAGGCGAAGGUGAUGAAGACAGCAGCGAUGAAAGUGAUGGCGGCAGCGACAAUGGCGAGGGGGAUGAGGUGCCUGAUGAUAGCAGUCCGCUGGGCAGCAGCGACGGUGACUCGGGGGACUCCUCCGAUAUGGAUGAAGAAGGCGAGUCGAACAAUGACUUGUCCGACUUUGGUAGGGAGCAUGAUAACGACGAAGAGAGCGAGGAGGAAGAGGAGAACAGCGCUGGUGGCGUUUGGGGCACGCGCCGUCGCGGCGGCGGCGGCGCCGCUGGGCAGAGCAGUGACGAAUACGACGAUGAUGACGGCGGCGGCGAUGGUCUUGUGACUGUCGACUUUGGCGUGUUUGACAUGGAGGCAUCUAACGUCGAUGGACUUCUCCACCUGAUGGAUCAGCUCUGCCCCGACCGAAUGAACGAGGUGGACCGUGAUGAGCUGGGGCUGGCACUGUACGAGAGCCCCUUCACCAGCGUCGUGCGCCUGCAGAACAACGGCGAGGAUGCCACAGGGGAGGAGGCGCAAGAGUUCUAUGGCCUUUCCUCUGUGCUAGACGUCGCACACGGGCAGUCGCUCUACCCCGCGGCACUGCGUCCGCUCUAUGGGCUGUUGCAGCAGCGCGUGUGGCGGCAGGCGGCACCAGGCAUUCCACCGACAGACAUCUUGACGAGCGUUGUGGACGGCGGCCCCGCUGCGUCGUCGCGCGCCAAGUGCCUUCUGCUCAUCUCCGAGUACAUCCGCAACAUCCCGCUAGAGCUGACAGUGCAGAUUCUCGAGGACGUGCUUGAUCGCUUAGAUGCCGCCGGCCAGCAGGAGAAAAAAAAGAUUCAGGCGCAGACGGCGGGGGAGGCCAUGGCGACGCACGAGCAUCCCAUCUUUGCAACUCACCCGAGCAUGUUUGCCGUGCUGGCGAAGGUCCAGCGUGCCACAGAUGCGCCGGUGACACUGCCGAAGCAUGCCGUGCCAUCCUCAUCUGGCGGCGGCUCUGAAGGGGCUGGGAGUGGCGGCGACGCAGCCGCUGUAGCUCACCGGAAGCAUCACAAUGGUGGAAGCCAUAACACUAAGAAAGGGAGCGAGGGGGCUAAUGGAAGUGUCAGCGGCGGCGCGACGGGUGCUCCCGACUCCCCGCUCGACCUUACACACUACAUCUUCUGGCGCGAAGAGGACAAUAUCCUCUACGAACUCCGCGACAAGCGGGUUGCCACCCUCGUCUACCGCUGCCGCCCCCAGUACGACGGCCAGCCGGAGCACGAAGUACCGCUCUCACUUCUCUUUGUGCUGCAGUACGGCGCUGUGCGGCAGGCGGUGGACAAGAUGCGGCGGCGGCAAAUGCUCAAGGCAGCCGUGGAGCGAUACUGA